AUGCGCCUCAUCUACAGUCGCGCAGUUCGCACUGUAAUAGUUGGUGAGGAAGGCGGUCAUAAUCAACAAGCGACAAACUUUAUAUCGCAAAUUUUAGACCCUCAAUUCCUGAACCAAGACAAAUGGCUUGAUGAUUACAGGAUAAUAGCACUGGGAGGCGUGUUAAGAAAUAGGUGGUUCACGCAGGGUUGGACUUUUCAAGAAGCGGCGCUAGCAAGGGAAACUGUCUUCGUUUACGGGUCAGGCACAUUCCACCUCUCUGAUUUCUCGGACGCAGUCGAUAUUUCUUUCCGAAAACCACCAUAUCACGCAGCGUAUGAGGGCAUUCUCGACGACUUUGAAGACUCGAAGUCAGUCAGACUUUUGGAUACGCUCAAGGAUCUCUUCCUCAGAUCGCAAGAUGGUAACAUCAUUCGUCCAAGAAGGAGUCCGGAAUCAUUACUCUACGAAUUACGGGCGUACGAGUACACGGAUCCAAGAGAUCGUGUAUAUGCUCUUCUUUCGACAGUCGAUCUCCCUUCACCAAAUCACCUGACCGGGCUGCCGUCGCUGGAACCUGACUAUGACCGUACUAAUCUUGAAGUUCAUACAGAUGUCGUGAUGUAUUGCACUCGCAUUUCAGGGUCGUUGGACAUAAUCUUGAGACAUUGGGCAGAUGUUAAGAGAAGACCGUGGCAGGACAGCUUGGUUGAUCCAGACCUCCGAUUCGUCGUUCCUUUUUGGAUCUCUGGUUUAGAAGACAUGCCUUUCGGCCAUCCCAGUGCGGAAAGUAGAAUCAGAGUCAACGCUGAGUCACCUGUUGGUGGGCCUUCACAGCAGGUAUACUGCGCACAUAACGGAAAAGUUGCUGACAUUCGAUUCGGAGUUGAUGAUUCAACGCUGACUUAUAAUGGCUCCCCUUUUACCAAAGGCAUCAAGCUCGGAGAAAUUGAACAACUAUCAACACGCAUGGCAGACGGAAUCCUAUUGAGUGAAUGCCUGGGACUGGUUGAGGGCAUUAUCAUGGAUGACGCCGGUGCUCUUAAGGAAAUAAAAGACUUGCUGUGGCAAAUUUUCUGCCCAAAUAGGGAUGAAAAGGGUCAUAGAGCAUCAGCUCGUUACCGAAUAGCUCUGCUGCACCUUUUACGCCAUAACACUCGUUUUACGAGCAUCGAUACAGAGAAUCUCUUAAAUUCACCUCAACCGCACCUCGACCCUCACCCGACCCGCGCCGCUUUUAAACACCGCUCACCUCCCGCUCAUCUUCAAACUCACCUUCUCAGCUUUCACUCACCUUCGACUCACCUUCGACUCACCUACUACUCACCCACGGCCCACUUCCUACGCGAUCAUGAUAUCUACUCCCGCGCCAGACCAGGAUGCCACCCCUAG
Cladophialophora psammophila CBS 110553 is the source of this 1371-nucleotide messenger RNA. RefSeq lists its product as uncharacterized. Bases 1 to 1371 code for a protein of 456 amino acids. The transcript is spliced from 2 exons. The record is from RefSeq and is a predicted model, not a curated record. Lineage: Eukaryota; Fungi; Ascomycota; Eurotiomycetes; Chaetothyriales; Herpotrichiellaceae.